AUGCUGGGGACAUCCUUCAUCGCCGUUCGGGUCAGCCCCUGGUGCGGGGGCGGAAAGCGCCCCUCGGAGCCUCCAAACCUCGCGUUUCUCAAUAUAAUGAAUUCCGUGCAUCUGGGGUUUGAACUUCUGGAGUUGGUGACGUGGCGGUUGCCUAGAAGCCCCCCAGCUCGGCUUGGGUUCCCCGGUGGGACGGCAGACGAGGUGAAGGACAUGGAAGAGACGAUCGAAGAGCUGUUGAGGAGGCUGGACGAGUUCUGCGGGAUAACGGACGCGAUUAGAAGUGAUACAUCAGAGAUCCUGGACGAGACCAUUCCACUUAUUAAAGACAAGGUGAUGGAAAUGAAUCACAUCUAUGCCAAAGUUGAUAAAUUAGAGGCAUUUGUUAAAAUGGUUGCACAUCAUGUUUCCUUCCUGGAAGAGCAAGUGCUUGAAGCAGAGAAGAGCCAUGGCACCUUUCUUAAUACUGUUUGCAAAUUAUUUCAGUGUGCAACUAUCUCGUCAUUUAAAAACGCAAUCCCUUCAACUGGUCGCCACUUAAGUGGGAUUAUUUGGCUGCAUGGACCUUUGUAUGAUGCAGUACAGCUGCUUGUUAAUAACUUUUACAUUGUGGUUCUCACUGUAGAUUCUGGCUCUGAAUGA
Haliaeetus leucocephalus (bald eagle) is the source of this 639-nucleotide messenger RNA. RefSeq names its product breast carcinoma amplified sequence 4 (gene BCAS4). Gene Ontology annotation, cellular component: BLOC-1 complex. Bases 1 to 639 code for a protein of 212 amino acids. The record is from RefSeq and is a predicted model, not a curated record. The transcript has 5 exons. Lineage: Eukaryota; Metazoa; Chordata; Aves; Accipitriformes; Accipitridae.